AUGCCGGAGCAGGCAGAGACCUUGUUCGUUCUGCCUGACCCACCUCGUUGGCGGCACCCCUUCGCACAUCGUGGGGGUGCGGCGCGGAGCGACAGCCACCCAGAGUGGGGAAUACCACGCAGGAAGCGCAUCUCUCCGAAGUUUGGGUCGGCGGCGUUAUGUUGCACUCUUGUAGCUGCUCGGAUGGAGCAGCUAGUCCGGGCACCUCGCACAGAGAUGCUUUACUCACCUCCGAGCGAGGGGCUGGCUCUACCGGCCUCCGGGGAGCUUGACUUGACUCUGGGCUACGUGUGGUGCGAUGUGGGUGUCAUGAACAGGCUGGGAGAAGGUUCUGCUCUUCUUCACCCAGACAGCAGGUCCCACCCUCGGUCCUUGGAGAAGAGUGCAUGGAGGGCUUUCAAGGAGUCACAGUGUCAUCAUAUGCUGAAACACCUUCACAAUGGAGCCCGGAUCACUGUGCAGAUGCCUCCCAAUAUUGAGGGCCACUGGGUCUCUACUGGCUGCGAAGUUAGAGCAGGCCCAGAGUUCAUCACAAGAUCUUACAGGUUCUACCACAAUAAUACAUUUAAGGCCUACCAGUUUUAUUACGGUGGCAAUCGCUGCACAAACCCUAUCUACACAUUAGUGAUACGUGGCAAAAUACGUCUCCGCCAAGCAUCCUGGAUAAUCCGAGGGGGUACAGAAGCUGAUUAUCAGCUACGCAACAUACAGAUCAUAUGCCACAACGAAGCAGUAGCCAAAAAAUUAAGUGAGUUGGUGAACCAUACGUGUCCUGGAUUUAUACCAGAAGAUAGUCCCUGGGAGCAGGAUGUGAGCUAUGAUUUGCUGAGAGAAGAGAAUGGCUGUGAAUGCACCAAAGCUCUGAAUUUUGCCAUGCACGAGCUCCAGCUGAUCCGCGUGGAGAAGCAGUACCUGCACCACAAUUUAGACCACCUUGUUGAGGAGCUAUUUCUCGGGGACGUUCAUACUGAUGCUACUCAGAGGAGGUACUAUCGGCCCUCUAGUUACCAACCUCCUCUUCAAAAUGCCAAGAAUCAUGACCGCACGUGCAUCGCGUGCAGAAUCAUCUACCGUUCGGAUGAGCACCAUCCUCCCAUCUUACCCCCCAAGGCGGAUCUGACCAUAGGGUUACACGGAGAGUGGGUGAGCCAGCGCUGCGAGGUGCGACCAGAGGUCCUCUUCCUCACUCGGCACUUCAUUUUCCACGACAACAACAACACCUGGGAAGGUCACUACUACCACUACUCCGACCCCAUCUGCAAGCACCCCACCUUCACCAUCUAUGCCAAAGGACGCUACAGCCGGGGAGUGCACUCAUCCAAAGUCAUGGGUGGCACAGAGUUUGUGUUCAAAGUCAAUCACAUGAAGGUCACUCCCAUGGAUAUAUCCACAGCCUCGCUGCUCAAUGUCUUCAAUGGGAAUGAAUGCGGAGCACAGGGGUCCUGGCAAGUUGGGGUUCAGCUGGAUGUCACCCACACCAACGGCUGCAUUGCACUCGGCAUCCGCCUACCUCACACCGAGUAUGAGAUCUUCAAAAUGGAGCAGGAUGCCCGGGGCAGGUACUUGCUGUACAAUGGCCAAAGACCAAGCGACGGGUCCAGCCCGGACCGACCAGAGAAAAGAGCCACUUCCUACCAGAUGCCUUUAAUUCAGUGUGCUUCUUCUGUACCCAGAUCUGAAGAGUCACCAGAGGAGAAUAAAAUAAGGCUGUAUAGCAGCAGGGCACCACAAAAAUAUCCCGGCACCUCAGCUCUUGCUUUGGUGUUUAUUUGUACUGUGUCAUAUUGGGACAUUCUCAGCUAGAAGUGGAAAAAAACCCUUAUUUUUCAUGACUACAAAGCCAGGAUUCCACCAGACUGAGGGUUGUUUUUCUUCUGAAAGAAAGGAACAUUUAUUUUCUUGAUGCACUUGAAUGCCUGAGAACUGUUGUUCUUUUCCUUACUUCCCCCCUCCUCCUCGAAUCCCGAACGGCACUCGUUUGAUGUUUGUGCUUUGAACUUCAUCCAGUCUGAUCCCUGGCCUGACAUGACUGCACAAAAGUAAUUGCACUUUAGGACUGCAGAAUUCUGGGGGGAGGGAGGGGGUCUCCUUUUAUUAUUUUUUUUAACUGCUGGGGUGAAUGUUAUGAUCCUGCUUCAGCCGUCUCUGCCAUCUUACCAUUGAGGUACUCUUCUCCCCAACACCCCGUUUCUCAUCAGAAUAUAGCUCUGGGGAAGGGCUCGGUAUUGUGCCAGUGCUGUGAUAGCAGCUUCCCCCUCUGACUUCACAGCUCUGAUGUAGAUAUGUAUAUAAGGAGGAAACCCACAAAGAUUUAUCUUGUCAUUAUCUCACAGCUCAUAACACACAAAGAAACAGCAAAGCAACAGCCCUCUGUUCAGAUAGUGCUAAAUGGUUGAUACCUCUAAUGAAAAAAAUAGUCUAAGUAAUUUAA
Messenger RNA from Nestor notabilis (Kea), 2431 nucleotides. RefSeq names its product adenomatosis polyposis coli down-regulated 1 (gene APCDD1). The record is from RefSeq and is a predicted model, not a curated record. Gene Ontology annotation, cellular component: plasma membrane. Lineage: Eukaryota; Metazoa; Chordata; Aves; Psittaciformes; Psittacidae. The coding region runs from base 1 to 1803 and encodes 600 amino acids. Gene Ontology annotation, biological process: negative regulation of Wnt signaling pathway. Gene Ontology annotation, molecular function: Wnt-protein binding. The transcript is spliced from 6 exons.